ACGCGGGGCAGCUUCUUGGUUGGUGUGACCCAACCGUCGGUCUAGGGAGGAGAGGGUCGACAUUGUGAGGUUUUGCCUUCAAGAUGGCAAGCAAAGCGGAGAAGAAGCGAAAAGUGGGUGGCCGGGGAGGCCCCCGGGCAGGCCGACCUGGCCGACCUCCUCAGUCCACUGUGGCCCCAGGAGUUGAGAAGGAGACUUCUCAGCUGCCUAUCAUUCCGGAGCCAGAGUACGAGCCCAUGAAGGAGGAGUCUGAGCAAGAUCUGGAGGAACCUGAAGAACCUAAAGAACCGGACCUUUCGACGGACGUGAAGCCCAUCUUCCUCUCACGAGCUAUGUUGACUGGACUGGCAGAUUCGACAUGGACGGCGGAGCAUGAUGCGGUUCUGGAACACUUUGCCCAGGAUCCCUCGGUGCCUGUCCUCACCAUCUUUGUUGACCCUGUCUUUGGGUUGAAGCUGGAGCUGGGUAUGCCUGUGCAGACCCAGAAUCAGAUUGUGUACUUCAUUCGACAAGCACCAGUUCCCAUCACCCCAGAGAACUUUGAGGAAACCGUGCAGUAUGGGACAGUGCGGGGUGCCUACAUCCCAGCGUUGCUACGGCUGCUCAGCGGUGUCUACGUCCCUCAGAUUUUUAUGAAUAAGUCUUGGCCUGAGAGCAUCCGAAAUCAUUUUGUUUCACACCUUCAUAGGUUUUUGGCCUCUCUGACAGACACUCGGUACAAACUGGAGGGUCACACGGUCCUGUACAUCCCUGCAGAGGCCAUAACGAUGGACCCCGCGGUGGUGAUAAAGGACAAAGAGCUGGUACAGCGGCUGGAGACCUCCAUGAUCCACUGGACGCGGCAGAUCAAGGAAGUGCUGAGUGCUCAGGAGUCUGUGGAUACAGGAGAAAACUUAGGUCCUUUGGAAGAGAUCGAGUUCUGGAACAACCGCUGCAUGGACCUGUCCGGCAUCAGCAAGCAGCUGGUGAAGCAGGGCGUGAAACACAUCGAGUCCAUCCUGCUCCUUGCCAAGUCGUCCUACCUAGCGCCCUUCAGGAAACUGGCCCAGCAGAUCCAGGAUGGCUCUCGGCAAGCUCAGUCCAACCUGACUUUCUUGUCAAUUCUGAGGGAACCCUACCAGGAGCUGGCCUUCAUGAAACCUAAGGACAUCUCCGACAAACUCCCUAAGCUGAUCAGCCUCAUCCGAAUCAUCUGGGUCAACUCUCCCCACUACAACACUCGGGAAAGGUUGACUGGCCUGUUCCGGAAGAUGAGCAACGAGAUUAUCCGUCUAUGCUGUCACUCCGUCUCUUUGGACCGAAUCUUUGAGGGCUAUGUCUCUUCCAGCAAGGAAGACCUGCAAGGCUGCAUUUCCUGUUGCCACGCCUGGAAAGAGCACUACCUGCGCGCCGUACAGAUGCAUACCCAGUUCUCCAACCGGGGCUGGGUUCUAGACCAGACGAGCAUAUUUGCUCAAGUAGACGCCUUUGUGCAGCGCUGCAAAGAUCUUAUUGAGGUAUGCGACUGCCAGUACCACUUUGCCCGUUGGUUAGACGGCACACAGGGUCCCCUUCCAUGCUUCUUCGGUGCCCAGGGGCCACAGAUCACACGGAACUUGCUAGAAAUUGAGGACAUCUUUCAUAAAAAUCUGCAAACGCUGCGAGCUGUGCGUGGGGGCAUCCUAGAUGUUAAGAACACCUCUUGGCACGAGGACUACAAUAAAUUCCGUGCUGGUAUCAAAGACCUGGAGGUGAUGACCCAGAAUCUGAUCACAUCAGCCUUUGAGUUGGUCCGGGAUGUGGAGCACGGAGUGCUGCUCUUGGACACUUUCCACAGGCUGGCCAAUCGGGAGGCCAUCAUGCGAACCUAUGAGAAGAAGGCUGUUGACCUCUACAUGCUGUUCAAUAGCGAGUUAGCCCUGGUGAACCGGGAGUUGAACAAGAAGUGGCCAUACCUGGAGCCGUACAUGGCUCAGUAUUCCGGACAGGCCCACUGGGUGCGGAUCCUCCGGCGUCGCAUCGACAGAGUCAUGAACUGCCUCUCUGGAGCUCACUUCCUGCCCCACAUUGGGACUGGAGAGGAGACUGUACACACCUAUCAGCAGAUGGUUCAAGCCAUUGAUGAAUUGGUUCGAAAAACCUUCCAAGAGUGGACAGCAACGCUGGACAAGGACUGCAUCCGACGGCUGGACAUGCCACUAUUACGAAUUAGCCAGGAGAAGGCAGGCAUGCUGGAUGUCAACUUUGACAAGACGCUCCUGAUCCUCUUUGUGGAGAUUGACUACUGGGAGCGGCUGCUGUUCGAGACACCCCACUACGUGAUGAACGUGGCUGAUCGCGCUGAGGACCUGCGCAUUCUCCGGGAGAACCUGCUCCUUGUUGCUCGAGACUACAACAGGAUCAUUGCCAUGCUGUCCCCAGAUGAGCAGGCCCUGUUCAAAGAGCGCAUCCGAUUCCUGGAUAAGAAGAUCCACCCAGGACUGAAGAAGCUGAACUGGGCCCUAAAGGGGGCCAGUGCCUUCUUCAUCACCGAGUGUCGCAUACAUGCCAGCAAGGUGCAGAUGAUUGUGAACGACUUCAAGGCCUCCACCCUGACCAUCGGCUGGAAGGCCCAGGAGAUGUCGGAACUGCUGCUGGUGCACAUCACCGGCAAGCAGGUGUACAGAGACCUGGAGUUUGAGGAGGCCCAGAGAGAGCACCGGAUGGCUGUACAACAGAAGUUGGUGAACCUGCAUCAGGAUGUGAUCAACAUCCUGACCAACUCCUUCGAAGUAUUCAAGAACGAUGGCCCCGAGAUUCAGCAGCAGUGGUUGCUCUACACCAUACGGCUGGAUCACAUGAUGGAGGACGCCCUGCGUCUGAACGUGAAGUGGUCACUGCUGGAACUCUCCAAGGCCAUCAACGGGGACGGGAAGACCUCUCCAAACCCACUCUUCAGGGUCCUUGUCAUUUUACAGAGCGAUGUGCAGGGUGGUGGGGCACAGGUGGAAUUCUCCCCAACACUGCAGACUCUGGCGAGUGUGGUCAAUGACAUAGGCAGUCACCUCUUCUCUACCAUCUCUGUGUUCCGUCACCUCCCCGAUAUCCUCACCAAACGCAAGAUGACUCGAGAACCUAUUCAUGUGGUCGUGGAGCGAGACGAGGACAUCAGGAAGAUCCAGGCCCAGAUCAGCAGUGGGAUGACGAACAACGCAAGUCUGCUGCAGAAUUACCUCAAGACCUGGGACAUGUAUCGGGAGAUCUGGGAGAUCAACAAGGACUCCUUCAUCCGAAGAUACCAGCGCCUCAACCCCCCUGUCUCCUCUUUCGAUGCUGACAUUGCCCGCUACACGGAGGUGGCAAACAACGUGCAGAAGGAGGAGACAGUCCUCAACAUUCAGUUUGUGAUGCUGGACUGCUCGCACCUCAAGUUCUCACUGGUGCAGCACUGCAAUGAGUGGCAGAAUAAGUUCACAACCCUGCUCAAAGAGAUGGCUGCCGGGCGCCUCAUGGACCUGCACACCUACCUCAAAGACAAUGCUGAAAAAAUCAGCCGCCCUCCCCAGACGCUGGAGGAGCUAGGGGUCAGUUUGCAGCUCAUGGACACCCUGCAGCAUGACUUACCCAACCUGGAAACUCAGAUCCCCCCCAUUCACGAGCAGUUUACCAUUUUGGAAAAAUACGAGGUGCCGGUUCCUGACACGGUCCUGGAGAUGCUUGAGAGUCUCAAUGGGGAGUGGCUCACCUUCCAACAAAUACUGCUGGACAGUGAGCAGAUGCUGAAGAAACACAAGGAGAAGUUCAAGACAGGCCUCAUCCAUGCUGCUGAUGACUUCAAGAAGAAGGCCCACAACCUUCUAGAAGACUUCGAGCUCAAAGGGCCUUUUACCAGCAACGUGGGCCACACGGCUGCGCUGGAUCAGAUCGCGCAGGUGCGCGCCAUGCUGAUGGCCAUGCGGGAAGAGGAGAGCAACCUCCGCUCCAACCUGGGCAUCUUCAAGAUUGAGCAGCCGAUCUCCAAGGACCUCCAGAACCUGGAGAAGGAGCUUGAUGCCCUCCAGCAAGUGUGGGAGAUCACUCGGGACUGGGAAGAGAGCUGGAACCAGUGGAAGACGGGUUGCUUCCUGACCCUGCAGACGGAAGCCAUGGAGUCCAUGGCCCACGGGCUGUUUCGCCGCCUCACGAGACUAGCCAAAGAGUAUAAGGACCGAAAUUGGGAAGUCAUUGAAACGACUCGCGCCAAAAUAGAGCAGUUCAAGAGGACCAUGCCGCUCAUCUCUGAUCUGCGGAACCCAGCCCUCAGAGAACGGCACUGGGACCAGGUCAAAGAGGAAAUCCAGAGGGAGUUUGAUCAGGAGUCAGAAAGCUUCACCUUGGAGCAGAUUGUGAAACUAGGGAUGGAUCAGCAUGUGGAGAAAAUCGCGGAGAUCUCAGCCUCUGCAACCAAGGAGCUGGCCAUAGAAGUGGGAUUACAAAACAUUGCCAAAACCUGGGAUUCGACUCAGCUAGACAUAGUACCCUACAAGGACAAGGGCCAUCACCGGCUCAGGGGAACAGAAGAAGUAUUCCAGGCACUGGAAGAUAAUCAGGUGGCUCUGUCGACUAUGAAGGCAUCCCGAUUCGUGAAGGCCUUUGAGAAGGAUGUGGACCACUGGGAGCGCUGCCUCUCUCUCAUUCUGGAAGUUAUUGAGAUGGUCCUCACCGUGCAGAGGCAGUGGAUGUAUCUAGAGAAUAUCUUCCUUGGAGAGGACAUCCGCAAGCAGCUGCCCAAUGAGUCAGCCCUAUUUGACCAGGUCAACAACAACUGGAAAGGCAUCAUGGACCGCAUGAACAAAGACAAUAACGCUCUGCGGAGCACCCACUACCCAGGCCUCCUGGAGACACUGAUAGAAAUGAACACAAUCCUGGAGGACAUCCAGAAGUCUCUGGACAUGUACUUAGAGACCAAGCGCCAUAUGUUUCCCCGCUUCUACUUCUUGUCCAAUGAUGACCUGCUGGAGAUUCUGGGCCAGUCCCGUAACCCAGAGGCUGUGCAGCCACACCUCAAAAAGUGCUUUGACAACAUCAAACUUCUGAAAAUCCAAAAGGUCGGGGGCUCCAGCAGCAAAUGGGAAGCAGUAGGAAUGUUCUCAGGUGACGGUGAAUACAUUGAUUUCCUCCACCCAGUACUUCUAGAAGGAGCUGUGGAGUCGUGGCUUGGUGAUGUGGAGCGGGCCAUGAGGAUGACGCUUCGGGAUUUGCUUCGAAACUGCCGCAUGGCCCUCAAGAAGUUCCUCAACAAGAGGGACAAGUGGGUGAAAGACUGGGCUGGCCAGAUGGUGAUCACGGCGAGUCAGAUCCAGUGGACAGCUGAUGUCACCAAGUGCCUGAUGACAGCCAAAGAGCGGUCAGACAAGAAAAUCCUCAAGGUCAUGAAGAAGAAGCAGGUGUCAAUACUAAAUAAGUAUUCAGAGGCCAUCAGGGGGAACUUGACCAAGAUCAUGAGACUUAAAAUCGUGGCUCUGGUGACAAUAGAAAUUCAUGCCCGUGAUGUGCUGGAAAAGCUCUAUAAGGGUGGCCUUAUGGAUGUCAAUGCUUUUGACUGGCUCAGCCAGCUGCGCUUCUACUGGGAGAAGGAUGUGGAUGACUGUAUAAUCCGCCAGACCAACACACAAUUCCAGUAUGGCUAUGAGUACUUGGGGAACUCUGGUCGGCUGGUCAUCACUCCCCUGACCGACAGAUGUUACAUGACAUUAACCACAGCACUGCACCUUCAUCGUGGGGGCUCCCCCAAAGGCCCAGCAGGUACUGGAAAGACAGAAACUGUCAAGGACCUGGGCAAGGCGCUGGGUACAUAUGUCAUCGUGGUCAACUGCUCUGAGGGCUUGGACUACAAGUCCAUGGGAAGAAUGUACUCUGGACUGGCGCAGACUGGAGCCUGGGGCUGCUUUGAUGAGUUUAACCGCAUCAACAUUGAGGUGUUGUCCGUGGUGGCCCAGCAGAUCCUGUCCAUCCUGUCUGCCUUGACCGCCAACCUCACGCGUUUCUAUUUUGAGGGCUUUGAAAUAAAUCUGGUGUGGUCUUGUGGGAUCUUCAUCACCAUGAAUCCUGGCUAUGCUGGUCGCACAGAGCUUCCAGAGAACCUAAAGUCCAUGUUCCGCCCAAUCGCCAUGGUAGUGCCCGAUUCUACGCUUAUUGCGGAAAUCAUCCUCUUUGGGGAGGGCUUUGGCAACUGCAAGAUCCUGGCCAAGAAGGUGUAUACUCUGUACUCACUGGCUGUGCAGCAGCUCUCCAGACAGGACCAUUACGACUUUGGCCUGCGCGCCCUCACUUCCCUUCUGCGAUAUGCCGGCAAGAAGCGCCGCCUCCAGCCAGAUCUGACUGAUGAAGAGGUUCUGCUGCUCUCCAUGAGAGAUAUGAACAUUGCCAAGCUGACGUCAGUGGAUGUUCCAUUGUUCAACGCUAUUGUGCAGGACCUUUUCCCCAACAUUGAGCUCCCAGUCAUUGACUACGGCAAGCUACGGGACACCAUCGAGCAGGAGAUCCGAGAGAUGGGCCUGCAGAUCACACCUUUUACCCUCACCAAGGUUCUCCAGUUGUAUGAAACCAAGAACUCUCGCCACUCCACCAUGAUUGUGGGUGGCACCGGCAGCAGCAAGACCACCUCCUGGAGAAUUCUACAGGCCUCACUGACCUCCCUGUGCCGUGCUGGAGAACCCAACUUCAACAUUGUUAAAGAGUUCCCUUUGAACCCAAAGGCAUUGUCCUUAGGGGAACUGUAUGGAGAGUAUGACCUCAACACCAAUGAGUGGACUGAUGGCAUCUUGUCUAGUGUCAUGCGGGCUGCAUGUGCAGAUGAGAAGCCAGAUGAGAAAUGGAUCCUUUUUGACGGCCCUGUGGACACUCUGUGGAUCGAGAGCAUGAACUCGGUCAUGGAUGACAACAAGGUGCUGACCCUCAUCAAUGGAGAGCGCAUCGCAAUGCCUGAGCAGGUGUCUCUCUUGUUUGAAGUGGAGAACUUGGCUGUGGCCUCUCCAGCCACUGUGUCCCGCUGUGGGAUGGUCUACACUGACUAUGUGGACCUGGGCUGGACGCCUUAUGUUCAGUCAUGGCUGGAAAAGAGGCCAAAGGCAGAAAUAGAGCCGCUUCAACGCAUGUUCGAGAAGUUCAUCAACAAGAUACUUACCUUCAAGAAGGAUAACUGCAACGAGCUGGUGCCCGUCACCGAGUACAGCGGCAUCAUCUCGCUCUGCAAGCUCUACACGGUCCUGGCCACACCAGAGAACGGGGUGAACCCAGCUGAUACUGAGAACCACGCCUUUAUGGUGGAGAUGACGUUUGUGUUCAGCAUGAUCUGGUCUGUGUGUGCCUCUGUGGAUGAGGAUGGACGCAAGAAGAUUGACAGCUACCUUCGCGAAAUCGAGGGCUCCUUUCCCAAUAAGGACACAGUGUAUGAAUACUAUGUGAACCCCAAGAUGCGGACUUGGUCGUCAUUUGAGGAGCAGCUCCCCAAGAGCUGGCGUUAUCCUCCCAACGCCCCUUUCUAUAAGAUCAUGGUACCUACUGUUGAUACCGUCCGAUAUAACUACCUCGUGAGCACCUUGGUGGCCAACCAGAAUCCUGUCUUACUGGUGGGUCCUGUGGGAACUGGAAAGACCUCCAUAGCCCAGAGUGUUCUCCAGUCCUUGCCUUCCAGCCAGUGGUCAGUGCUUGUUGUCAACAUGUCUGCACAGACCACAUCGAACAACGUGCAGAGCAUCAUUGAGAGCAGAGUGGAGAAGCGAACCAAGGGUGUGUAUGUGCCAUUUGGGGGCAAAAGCAUGAUCACCUUUAUGGAUGACCUAAACAUGCCUGCUAAGGAUAUGUUUGGGUCCCAGCCACCCCUGGAGCUGAUACGCCUCUGGAUUGACUAUGGCUUCUGGUAUGAUCGUGUGAAGCAGACCAUCAAGCACAUUCGAGACAUGUUCCUGAUGGCUGCCAUGGGGCCUCCAGGGGGUGGACGGACUGUUAUCUCCCCGAGGCUGCAGAGUCGCUUCAACAUCAUCAACAUGACCUUCCCCACUGAGUCCCAGAUCAUCCGCAUAUUUGGCACCAUGAUCAACCAGAAGCUUCAGGACUUUGAAGAAGAGGUAAAGCCCAUUGGGAACGUGGUGACAGAGGCUACCCUAGACGUUUACAAUACGGUGGUCCAGCGCUUCCUGCCCACACCAGCCAAGAUUCAUUACCUCUUCAACCUCCGAGACAUCUCCAAGGUCUUCCAGGGCAUGCUUAGAGCCAACAAGGAUUUCCAUGACACCAAAGCCAGCAUCACCAGACUCUGGAUCCAUGAAUGUUUCAGAGUCUUCUCCGACAGACUGGUUGAUACAACAGACAUGGAAGCUUUCAUAGGCAUCUUAAGUGACAAACUUGGUACCUUCUUUGACCUCACAUUUCAUCAUCUCUGUCCCAACAAACGCCCUCCCAUCUUUGGGGACUUCCUGAAGGAGCCCAAGGUCUAUGAAGACUUGGUAGAUCUGUCAGUAUUGAAGACAGCCAUGGAGACAGCACUGAAUGAGUAUAAUCUGUCUCCUUCUGUCGUGCAAAUGCAGCUGGUGCUCUUCCGAGAGGCCAUUGAACACAUCACUCGGAUCGUGCGUGUGAUCGGACAGCCCCGAGGCAACAUGCUGCUGGUGGGGAUUGGAGGCAGUGGAAGGCAGAGUCUGGCCCGCUUAGCCUCUAGCAUCUGCGAGUACAACACAUUCCAGAUCGAGGUCACCAAGCACUACCGCAAACAGGAGUUCCGAGACGAUAUCAAGCGCCUGUAUCGCCAGGCAGGGGUAGAACUCCAGGCCACGUCUUUCCUUUUUGUGGACACCCAAAUAGCCGACGAAUCCUUCCUAGAGGACAUCAACAACAUCCUCAGCUCAGGCGAAGUCCCCAACCUCUACAAGGCUGACGAGUUUGAAGAGAUCCAGAACCAAAUCAUAGACCAGGCCCGGGCAGAACAGAUAUCAGAGUCCUCGGACAGCCUCUUUGCAUACCUCAUCGAGCGCGUGCGGAACAACCUGCACAUUGUGCUCUGCCUAAGUCCCGUGGGGGACCCCUUCAGGAAUUGGAUCCGCCAGUACCCAGCCUUAGUAAACUGUACAACCAUCAACUGGUUCUCAGAGUGGCCCCGAGAGGCCUUGCUAGAGGUGGCUGAGAAGUACCUUGUCGGAGUGGACUUGGGGACACAGGAGAAUAUCCACAGGAAAGUGGCCCAGAUCUUUGUCACCAUGCACUGGUCGGUGGCCCAGUAUUCCCAGAAGAUGCUACUGGAGCUGCGGAGACACAACUACGUCACACCCACAAACUACCUGGAGCUCGUGUCUGGAUACAAAAAGCUUCUGGGAGAAAAGCGGCAGGAACUGCUGGAUCAAGCCAACAAGCUUCGAACUGGAUUGUUCAAGAUUGACGAGACUCGGGAGAAAGUCGAAGUGAUGUCGCUGGAGCUGGAGGACGCCAAGAAGAAGGUGGCUGAGUUCCAGAAGCAGUGUGAAGAGUACCUGGUCAUCAUCGUGCAGCAGAAGCGGGAAGCUGACGAGCAGCAGAAGGCUGUCACUGCCAAUAGUGAGAAGAUCGCUAUUGAGGAGGUCAAGUGUCAGGCACUGGCCGACAAUGCCCAGAAGGAUCUAGAGGAGGCAUUGCCCGCCCUUGAAGAAGCCAUGCGGGCCCUAGAGUCUCUGAACAAAAAGGAUAUAGGUGAGAUCAAAUCCUACGGACGACCCCCUGCCCAGGUGGAAAUUGUAAUGCAGGCCGUCAUGAUUCUUCGAGGCAAUGAGCCCACGUGGGCGGAAGCAAAGCGGCAGUUAGGGGAGCAGAACUUCAUCAAGUCACUGAUCUACUUUGAUAAAGACAACAUCUCAGAUAAGGUGCUGAAAAAGAUUGGGGCCUACUGUGCCCAGCCCGACUUCCAGCCUGAUAUCAUUGGCAGAGUCUCCCUGGCAGCUAAGUCCCUCUGCAUGUGGGUGCGGGCCAUGGAGUUGUAUGGGCGUCUGUAUCGAGUUGUGGAGCCCAAGCGGAUCCGAAUGAAUGCUGCCAUCGCUCAGCUUCAGGAGAAGCAAGCAGCCCUAGCUGAGGCCCAGGAAAAGCUGCGGGAGGUAGCAGAGAAACUGGAGAUGCUGAAGAAACAGUACGAUGAGAAGCUGGCACAGAAGGAGGAGCUUCGCAAGAAAUCGGAAGAGAUGGAGCUGAAGCUGGAACGGGCAGGAAUGUUGGUGUCUGGGCUAGCUGGGGAAAAGGCCCGAUGGGAAGAGACCGUGCAGGGCCUGGAGGAGGAUCUGGGUUACCUCGUGGGUGACUGUCUGAUUGCAGCUGCGUUCUUGUCCUACAUGGGACCCUUUCUGACCAACUACCGGGAUGAGAUUGUCAACCAAAUCUGGAUCAAGAAGAUCUGGGAGCUUCAGGUUCCCUGUUCACCUCGCUUUGCCAUUGACAACUUCCUGACCAAUCCCACCAAAGUCCGGGACUGGAACAUCCAGGGGUUGCCCUCAGAUUCCUUCUCCACUGAAAAUGGCAUCAUCGUCACCAGGGGCAACAGGUGGGCCCUCAUGAUCGAUCCUCAGGCACAAGCCCUCAAGUGGAUUAAGAACAUGGAAGGAAACCAGGGCCUUAAGAUCAUCGACCUGCAGAUGCACGAUUACCUUCGAGUUCUAGAACAUGCUAUCCAGUUUGGAUUUCCAGUGCUACUCCAGAAUGUGCAAGAGUAUCUGGACCCUUCGCUCAACCCAGUGCUCAACAAAUCUGUAGCUCGAAUUGGUGGUCGGAUGCUGAUGCGCAUUGCUGACAAGGAGGUGGAAUACAAUCCCAAUUUCCGUUUCUACCUCACCACCAAGCUCUCCAACCCCCACUACAGUCCAGAGACCUCGGCUAAGACCACCAUUGUCAACUUCGCUGUAAAGGAACAGGGUCUGGAAGCUCAACUGCUGGGCAUUGUGGUUCGGAAGGAACGACCAGAGCUGGAGGAACAGAAAGAUUCGCUGGUCAUCAACAUUGCUGCGGGGAAGAGAAAGCUCAAAGAGCUAGAGGAUGAGAUCCUUCGUUUGUUGAACGAAGCCACAGGCUCUCUGCUAGAUGACGUGCAGCUUGUGAAUACCCUUCAGACAUCCAAGAUAACAGCUACGGAGGUGACUGAGCAACUGGAGACAAGCGAGACCACAGAGAUCAACAUUGACUUGGCCCGAGAGGCUUACCGUCCAUGUGCCCAGAGGGCCUCAGUGCUGUUCUUUGUGCUCAAUGACAUGGGCCGCAUUGACCCCAUGUACCAGUUCUCCCUGGACGCCUACAUCAGCCUCUUUAUCCUCAGCAUUGACAAGAGCCAUCGCAGCAAUAAACUGGAGGACCGCAUCGAAUACCUGAAUGACUACCAUACUUACGCUGUCUACAGAUAUACCUGCCGAACCCUUUUUGAGCGCCACAAGCUUCUGUUCAGUUUUCACAUGUGUGCCAAAAUCCUGGAGACGUCUGGGAAGCUCAACAUGGACGAGUACAACUUCUUUCUGCGUGGGGGUGUGGUUCUGGAUCGGGAGGGCCAAAUGGACAACCCAUGUACUAGCUGGCUGGCAGAUGCCUACUGGGAUAACAUCACCGAGCUGGACAAACUGACCAACUUCCAUGGGCUCAUGAACUCCUUCGAGCAGUACCCUCGGGACUGGCACCUGUGGUAUACCAACUCUAACCCGGAGAAGGCCAUGCUGCCAGGCGAGUGGGAAAACGCGUGCAACGAGAUGCAGCGGAUGCUGAUCGUCCGCUCCCUGCGCCAGGACCGAGUGGCAUUCUGUGUUACUUCCUUCAUCGUGUCCAACCUUGGCUCUCGAUUUAUUGAACCGCCUGUGCUGAACAUGAAAUUGGUGAUGGAGGACUCUACCCCACGGUCCCCACUAGUAUUCAUCCUGUCCCCCGGGGUGGACCCCACCAGCGCUCUGCUCCAGCUGGCAGAACACACAGGCAUGGCCCACCGCUUCCACGCCCUGUCCCUGGGCCAGGGCCAGGCCCCCAUUGCUGCCCGGCUCCUUCGAGAGGGUGUGAAUCAAGGACACUGGGUGUUCCUGGCAAACUGCCACCUGUCACUGUCUUGGAUGCCUAACCUGGACAAGUUGGUGGAGCAACUGCAGGUGGAGGACCCUCACCCUUCCUUCCGUCUGUGGCUCAGCUCUAGCCCUCACCCAGACUUCCCAAUCUCCAUCCUGCAGGCCAGCAUCAAGAUGACCACAGAGCCACCAAAGGGUCUGAAGGCCAACAUGACGCGUCUGUACCAACUGAUGACGGAGGCACAGUUCACGCACUGCUCCAAGCCCACCAAGUAUAAGAAGCUCCUGUUUGCCCUCUGCUUCUUCCACUCCAUAUUACUCGAGCGCAAAAAGUUUUUACAGCUUGGCUGGAACAUUAUCUAUGGCUUCAACGACUCUGACUUUGAGGUGUCAGAGAACCUGCUGAGUCUCUAUCUGGAUGAAUAUGAGGAGACGCCGUGGGAUGCACUCAAAUACCUCAUUGCGGGUGUCAACUACGGGGGACAUGUCACAGAUGACUGGGAUCGGCGCCUGCUCACCACCUAUAUCAAUGAUUAUUUCUGUGACCUGAGCCUAACGACUCCCUCCUACCGGUUGUCUGUGCUGGACACUUACUACAUCCCGAAGGACGGGAGCUUGGCAUCUUACAAAGAAUACAUCAGCUUGCUGCCUAGUAUGGACCCCCCUGAGGCCUUUGGCCAACACCCCAAUGCUGACGUGGCCUCCCAGAUCACUGAGGCCCGGACCCUCUUUGAGACCCUGCUUUCCCUGCAACCCCAAAUUACACCCACCAGGAUUGGUGGCCAGAGCAGAGAAGAGAAGGUCCUAGAGUUGGCUGCGGAUGUAAAGCAGAAGAUCCCUGAGAUGAUUGACUAUGAGGGGACCCGGAAGCUGCUGGCUCUCGACCCCUCCCCACUCAACGUGGUCCUCCUACAGGAGAUCCAGAGAUAUAACAAGCUCAUGAAGACCAUCUUGUUCUCACUGACAGACUUAGAGAAGGGUAUCCAGGGCCUCAUUGUCAUGUCAACAAGCCUGGAAGAGAUUUUCAACUGCAUAUUUGAUGCUCAUGUCCCUCCGCUGUGGGGAAAGGUAUAUCCCUCACAGAAGCCUUUGGCGUCAUGGACCCGGGACCUGGCUGUGCGUGUGGAACAGUUUGAAACAUGGGCCAAUCGAGCCCACCCUCCUGUGCUCUUCUGGCUGUCCGGCUUUACUUUCCCUACUGGUUUCCUUACUGCUGUGCUGCAAUCUGCUGCUCGACAAAACAAUAUUUCAGUGGACAGCCUUUCUUGGGAGUUUAUAGUUUCCACCGUGGACGACAGCAACCUGGUGUACCCACCCAAGGACGGCGUCUGGGUUCGGGGCCUGUACCUGGAGGGUGCUGGCUGGGACCGGAAGAACUCUUGUUUAGUGGAGGCAGAGCCCAUGCAGUUGGUCUGCCUCAUGCCCACCAUCCACUUCCGUCCAGCAGAGAGCCGAAAGAAAAGUGCCAAGGGCAUGUAUUCCUGUCCGUGCUAUUAUUACCCCAACCGGGCAGGCAGCGCAGACCGAGCCUCCUUUGUCAUAGGCAUCGAUCUCCGAUCUGGAGCCAUGACAUCUGACCACUGGAUUAAGAGGGGCACUGCUCUGCUGAUGAGCCUGGACAACUGAUGGACCAUUCUGUCCUGUUCCAGAGGGUCGGAAGACCCAGGACCUUGAACUAAAGCUGGAUCUCAGGCUUUGAUCUUAGCUGAAUCCAGCAUAUAACGACUCCCUGGCGGUACCUAGUAGCGCUAGCGGUAUAGGUGGAAGACUUAUUUUGGAGCUCAGCGCAGUAAAAUACGUGCAAAACCAA
Messenger RNA from Rattus norvegicus (Norway rat), 13794 nucleotides. RefSeq names its product dynein, axonemal, heavy chain 2 (gene Dnah2). Gene Ontology annotation, biological process: microtubule-based movement; inner dynein arm assembly; microtubule-based process. The transcript has 88 exons. The coding region runs from base 84 to 13610 and encodes 4508 amino acids. The record is from RefSeq and is marked validated. Gene Ontology annotation, molecular function: ATP binding; dynein light intermediate chain binding; minus-end-directed microtubule motor activity. Gene Ontology annotation, cellular component: axonemal dynein complex; inner dynein arm; sperm flagellum. Lineage: Eukaryota; Metazoa; Chordata; Mammalia; Rodentia; Muridae.